AUGAAGGCCUCGCCCUCAAGGACGCUCGUUUCUUCUCUCCUCCUCUCCGCCCUCCCAUUCUCGCUUGCCCAGCUCUCCAUCCCCGAGGAUCUUCCGUCAGGCUAUGAGUAUCAAGGAUGUUAUACCGAUGUACCCGGCCGGACCAUCAACAGCGCCGCGUAUGCGGAUGGCGAGGACAUGACAAUCGAGUCCUGCCUCGCCUUUUGCGCUGCCAAGGGUUUCGCCUACGCCGGCACAGAGUACUCGGUUGAAUGCUUCUGCGGGAGCAGCCUUGCCGCGGGAACCGAGAAGGUAGCCGACUCGAACUGCAACAUGCCUUGCUCCGGAGACGCCACCCAGCCUUGCGGAGCCGGAAGCAGGCUAUCGCUCUUCUACACAGAUAGCCUGACUUCGUCUGGGCCGGCACCGAACCCGGGCGUCAACGGUUACACCCACGUGGGGUGCUACGCGGAGGGGACAACAGGCCGUGCGCUUACUUACGGCGCCGGCGGCAUCCCGGCCGCCGAGAUGACGGUGGCCAAGUGCACGGCUGCCUGCCGCGCCGCCAACUACAACUUUGCCGGCGUGGAAUAUGGUGGCGAAUGCUACUGCGGUAAUAGCAUCGUCAACGGCGGUGCCCCCGCCACCAGCGGCUGCGCCAUGACCUGCAACGGCAACAGCACCGAGCUCUGCGGCGGCCCUGACCGUCUGAAUGUAUACAGCUACGGGGGCCAAAGCCCUUCGGGAACUUCCUCCGCCGCCGCUACCUCUACCGGCGGCGGCAGCCAGCCGACUGGACCCUCCCAGCCCGAGACCGUUGGCAACUACGAGUGGUAUGGGUGCCGCACCGAGGCCACGGCCGGGCGCGCUCUGAGUGCUGCCACCUUCGCUUCCGACGACAUGACCCUUGAAGCGUGUCAGGCUUACUGCUCCGCCUACACGUACUUUGGCGUCGAGUACUCCCGCGAGUGCUACUGCGGAGACAGCUUCGCCGCCGGCUCCGUCGCGGCGCCCGCGUCUGAAUGCAGCAUGACCUGCAUGGGCGACUCGAGCCAGUACUGCGGCGCCGGCAACCGCCUGUCUGUCUAUGCCAGGGACGGCACUCCUCCGCCGAGCUCAACCACUGGCGCGCCACCGGCCACGACCACUUCCCCGCCGCCCGUCGUUACCGGCGUUCCUGAGGGAUGGUCGUAUCAGGGAUGCUGGAUCGACGGGAAGCAGGGACGUAUCCUCCAGCAUCAGAUUCCCGACAGCCAGGCCAACACCCCCUCGACGUGCGCCAACGCCUGCGCUGCGGCCGGUUACAUAAUUUCCGGCACCGAGUAUGGCGUCCAGUGCUUCUGCGGCAAUGCCAUCUAUAACGGCGGUGAAAAAACUGUCGACUCGCAAUGCAGCAUGGCUUGCCCCGGCGACCCGACCAAGAAGUGCGGUGCUGGCGACCGUCUGAGCAUUGUUUCCGAGGGCGAACCUCAGGCCUAUGCUCCUCCCGCCCCGAAGCAGACUGUCGGCGACUGGACAUACCAGGGCUGCGCCGAAGACAACCUUAACGACAAGCGCACCUUCGUUUGGCAGAUCAUCUACCCUGGCAUGACCCCUGAGAUGUGCCUGGACCGCUGCGCACAGUUUGGCUACCAUGCCGCCGGUAUGGAGUACGGCCGGGAAUGCUACUGCGGCGACCCGGCCAACAUGGCGACCGCCGGCGCCACCUUCCGGCCGGAGAGCGAGUGCGGCAUCACCUGCGAAGGCGACCCGACGGCCAUCUGCGGUGGCCUCAGCCGUCUCUCCACCUACUUCUGGACUGGCACGCCCAAAUACUCGUGGGAUUUCCCGCAGGAUUGGCGGGCCGGCCGGUACGAGUUCUUCGCGAACGGUGUCAACAUCCCGCUCAUUACCCAGGAAACCAUCACUGGCAAGGUGUCGUUCAUCUCCAAGCACGGGACGGGCCCUGGCAACGAGACUGGCGCCUACGAGCUGGACGUCGCAUCGCGGACCUUCCGUGAGCUCCACCUCAAGACCGACGUCUUCUGUGCCGCCGGCGUGACCCUGCCUGACAAGGCCGGUCGUCAGCUCAACGUCGGCGGCUGGGCUGGCGAUUCGACCUAUGGCACCCGUCUGUACUGGCCCGGCGACACCCACGACUGGGAGGAGAACGUCAACGUGCUCAAGCUCCAGGCUGGCCGCUGGUAUCCUACCGCCAUGGUCAUGACCAACGGCUCCGUCUUGGUCGUUGGUGGCUUGAUCGGCUCCAACGACAAGGCCGUUCCCUCGCUCGAGAUCCUGCCGUACACCGGACAGGCCCCGCUGUACAUGGACUGGCUGGACCGCACUCACCCCAACAACUUGUAUCCUUACCUCUUCGUCCUGCCCGGUGGUGGCAUCUUUGUCCAGUACUGGAACGAGGCCCGCAUCCUCGAUCCCGUUACCUUCGCGACCACCAAGGUCCUUCCCAACGCCCCCGGCGCACCCAACGACGACAAGGGGGGCCGCACCUAUCCUCUCGAGGGUACUGCCGUGCUCUUCCCACAGAAGUACCCUUACACCGACCCGCUCGGCGUCCUCAUCUGCGGCGGCGCCACCACGGGUGUCAUGAAUGCCCUCGACAACUGCGUCUCCAUCUACCCCGAGGCGGCCAACCCGAAGUGGGAGAUCGAGCGCAUGCCCUCGAAACGUGUCCUGACGUGCAUGGCCCCGCUCCCUGAUGGCACAUACCUGAUCGCCAACGGCGCCCACCACGGCAACGCCGGCUUCGGCCUGGCCACGGACCCCAACAGAAACGCGCUCCUUUACGACCCGUCAAAGCCGCUCGGCUCGCGCAUCACGGUCGCCGCCAACACCACCAUCUCCCGCUUGUACCACUCGGAAGCCAUCACGCUCCUCGACGGCCGUGUCCUCAUCUCGGGCUCCAACCCGGAGGACGGCAAGAACCCCGAGGAGUACCGAGUCGAGGUCUUCAUCCCGCCCUACCUCCUCAGCGGCAAACCCCGCCCGACCUUCAGCCUGGUCAACAAGGACUGGGCCUACGGCCAGGCCAACAUCGCGUUCACGCUGGGCGCGCCGGCCCGCAACGGCGCCAUCACCGUAACCCUGCUCGGCUCCGUGUCGAGCACGCACGGCAACUCGAUGGGCGCCCGCACCAUCAUGCCGCGCGUCUCGUGCACCGGCACCAGCUGCACCGUCGACGCGCCGCCCAACGCCAACAUUUGCCCGCCGGGCUGGUACCAGUUCUUUGUGCUCGACGGUGGUAUCCCCGCCGUCGGUGUCUAUGUCCGCAUCGGUGGCGAUCCGGCACGCCUGGGUAACUGGCCGCAGGCUCCGGGCUUCUCGACGCCGGGUAUCUAA
This is a messenger RNA of Parathielavia appendiculata, 3318 nucleotides long. RefSeq names its product copper radical oxidase. The transcript is spliced from 4 exons. The record is from RefSeq and is a predicted model, not a curated record. Bases 1 to 3318 code for a protein of 1105 amino acids. NCBI's taxonomy places the organism in Eukaryota, Fungi, Ascomycota, Sordariomycetes, Sordariales, Chaetomiaceae.